Papaver somniferum (opium poppy) is the source of this 2186-nucleotide messenger RNA. RefSeq names its product serine/threonine-protein kinase BSK1-like. Gene Ontology annotation, biological process: brassinosteroid mediated signaling pathway; protein phosphorylation. The transcript is spliced from 9 exons. Gene Ontology annotation, molecular function: protein binding; protein kinase activity; ATP binding. The record is from RefSeq and is a predicted model, not a curated record. Bases 472 to 1983 code for a protein of 503 amino acids. Lineage: Eukaryota; Viridiplantae; Streptophyta; Magnoliopsida; Ranunculales; Papaveraceae.
GACAGACAGAGAUGAGAGAGAGAGACAAGUCAUUGUAGAAAGAAAGCCAAGAAAGAAAAGAGAAAAUGAGUAGAACUCAGAAAAAAAAGAGAGAAAAACACCACCAACAACAGCAACACUUGAUAUAAGAAGAAGGCAACUCAAGAAGAAGAUAGAGAGAUUACUUCUACUAGUAGUAGAAACAGCACAAGAAGAAAAUCUCAUUUUUGAUUCUCACUGUUUUAGAUCUCUCUCUUUCUUUCUUUACAGACUAUACACACACGGACGGAUAAGCAACAGCACAGACAAAACAAAAGAGAAAGAAUCAUUUCAGACACUUCAGAGGAGAUACAUCAGAAGAAAAACCAAACUACAAUCAAUCAUCGAUCUCCUCUCUCUAUGUAUUGUAUUAUUAUUCACUUUUAAGACUACCCACCAAAAGAAGAAGAGCAAAAUUGUUGUUGUUGUGAGAGGGAGGAAGAAACUGGAGAGAUGGGUUGUUGCCAGUCGUCAUUUUUAAGAGAAACCCAUCCAGAAAAACUGCAGAAAAAUCGAGGGUUAUCAUUAAAUCCGUCUAUAAUAAAUACUACUGGUGGUGAUUCUGACCAAGGUGGUGGUGGUGGUGUUGUUGGAGGUGUAACACCAGUGUUUUCUGAGUAUUCUUUCACAGACCUUAAAGCUGCUACUAAUAAUUUCAGUUCAGAUUAUAUAGUUUCAGAGAGUGGUGAAAAAGCCCCUAAUCUUGUUUAUAAGGGUCGUCUUCAAAAUCGUCGUUGGAUCGCUGUUAAGAAAUUUACUAAGUUAGCUUGGCCUGAUCCUAAACAAUUUGUGGAAGAAGCAUCUGGGGUUGGGAGGUUGAGACAUAGAAGACUAGCUAAUCUGAUUGGGUACUGUUGUGACGGGGAUGAGAGAUUGCUUGUUGCUGAGUAUAUGCCUAAUGAUACCCUUGCAAAGCAUUUAUUUCACUGGGAAAGUCAAACUAUUGAGUGGGCCAUGCGUCUAAGAGUUGCUCUGUACAUUGCUGAGGCCUUAGAGUAUUGUAGUACCAAAGGGCAUAAACUGUAUCAUGACCUGAAUGCUUACCGGGUUCUCUUUGAUGAGGAUGGUGAUCCUCGGCUUUCUUGUUUUGGUCUCAUGAAAAAUAGUAGGGACGGAAAGAGUUACAGCACGAAUCUUGCUUACACCCCUCCAGAGUAUCUAAGGAACGGAAGGGUUACCCCUGAAAGUGUAAUCUUCAGCUGUGGCACUAUUCUCUUGGAUCUUCUUAGUGGAAAGCAUAUCCCUCCAAGUCAUGCUCUUGAUAUGAUACGUGGCAAAAACAUCCUCCUCCUCAUGGAUUCACAUUUAGAGGGAAAAUUUUCAACAGAAGAGGCAACUGUGGUUGUUGGCCUUGCUUCUGAGUGUUUACAGUAUGAACCUAGAGAGAGACCCAAUUUGCAAAAGCUUGUCGAGACUUUGGAGCCACUUCAGCCAAAACCUGAAGUUCCAUCUUAUGUGAUGCUAGGCAUACCAAAGCAGGAGGAAGCCCCUGCGACCCCCCAACGUCCGCUCUCCCCAAUGGGUGAGGCAUGUCAACGUAUGGAUCUAACGGCUAUCCAUCAGAUUUUGGUGACGUCACACUACAGAGACGAUGAAGGAACUAAUGAGUUAUCUUUCCAAGAGUGGACACAACAAAUGAGAGAUAUGUUGGAAGCAAGGAAGCGUGGGGACUUCGCCUUCCGUGACAAAGAUUUUAAAACUGCUAUAGACUGUUACUCUCAGUUUAUUGAUGUGGGGACGAUGGUUUCACCGACCGUUUAUGCAAGACGUAGUCUCUGCCAUCUCCUCAGCGACCAGCCAGAUGCAGCUCUCCGGGAUGCUAUGCAAGCACAAUGUGUAUACCCUGAUUGGCCCACAGCUUUCUAUAUGCAGGCAGUUGCCUUGGCUAAACUGAACAUGGACAAGGAUGCAGCGGACAUGUUGAAUGAGGCCGCUGGAUUAGAAGAAAAGAGGCAACGAAGAUAAUCACAAUUCUUAUAAAUUAGUUGCAACUAAUAAUGUAAUCACCAUUGCAUUAUCUAUUAUCAUUGAUACAGAAAACACACUCAAAAUCUGUAACUUAUAUGGGGGAUUGGCUUGGCUUCAAUGAGAAAAUUGUAUUAUAUUGAGAGUAAACACCUGUUACUUUUUUCUUCUUCUUUACAUCUAUGUAUGUGAUUCAUUAUUUA